Molecule: messenger RNA, 1040 nt
Organism: Apis dorsata (giant honeybee)
Lineage: Eukaryota; Metazoa; Arthropoda; Insecta; Hymenoptera; Apidae
Gene: mtTFB2
Product: dimethyladenosine transferase 2, mitochondrial
Exons: 3
Coding region: 118-1014 (298 amino acids)
Biological process (GO): rRNA methylation; transcription initiation at mitochondrial promoter
Cellular component (GO): mitochondrial matrix
Molecular function (GO): mitochondrial transcription factor activity; rRNA (adenine-N6,N6-)-dimethyltransferase activity
Source: RefSeq, a predicted model, not a curated record
UGGAAAACUAUACAACGUUAUUUAAACUUAUCUUCAAAUAAUAAUGAUCCAUAUUUAAUAAAUGAGAAUGUAAGCAAUAACUUCGUUAAAUUAAUUAAAGAUGAUUUAUUGUUAAAUAUGUCUUAUGUUGUUGAAUUAAAUCCAGGAUUUGGUUUAUUAACAAAAGAUUUAUUAGAAGCUGGUAUAAAAUACAUACAUUUAUAUGAAAAUCGUAACAUAUUUUAUUUGAAAUUACUUAAUUUACAAAAAAUCUUUCCUAAUCAAGUUACUAUAACUAAAACAAAUUUUCUUAAACUAUCCAAGCUGUUAUAUAUACCUAAUAAAUUAAAAGAAUUUAAUCAAUUAUUUGAUAAUGUAUCAAAAAAAAAAUGGGAAGAAGAAAGUUAUAUGCAAAUAGUUGGAAUAUUAAUUAAUUCUCAGUUUAUAAGACAUAUAAUAUUAAGUAUAAUAUUUCAAACAGGCAUUAUGAUAAAUGGAAGAGUAAUUUUUUAUCUUGCAUUACCACCAUCUAUAUGGCAUAAGUUGAUAUAUCAGAAGAAAAGAAGUUUAGUUACUUAUAUCAUGUUUAAUACAUUAUUUAAUUAUAAAAUAUUUGGGACAUUAGAUAAAAAAGGAUUUUUAUUAUAUCAAAGAAAAAAAAAAUUAAAGAAAAAAUGUAAAAAUAAAGAAAUUGAUAAUUUUUUUUAUGUUGUUAAAUUAGAACCAAAACCUGAUAUUUUUACAUUAUUUGGUGAAAAAGAACAUAUAAUCAAUUUUUGGCAUUUUGUUCGACAUAAUUUUUAUAAACCUUCAUCAAGAAUAAUACCAACUUUGGAGAAAAUAAUUCCUGGAUGUGGCAUAAGAUUAAUAAAAGAAAAAAAUUAUAAUAUAUUCACUGAAUUUCAUCAGUUAAAUGUAAAUGAAGUUUUUAAUCUUUAUAUGGAUUUUAAAUCUUGGCCAGAAUUUAAACAAAGUUCAUUUUUAUCAAGUGUUAAUGAUAUAAAAAUAAAUUUUGAUCCAUUUGCAAAUGAUUAAAUAUUAAAUAUUUUUGAAUUAUAAAA